UCGAGUGACAAGUCACACCUGGAGAGGCCAGUCCCCCAUUCAUCCCGCCACGUGGCAAGCAUCAACCGGUGCUUGCCCCCCUCGCGAGCUAAUUAAGUAUUAACUCUUAAUUAGCUUCGUAAUGGAGGGAUGAACAAUUGAAAGCAAUCAAACAUAUGAUCUUCUGUUCUUCAUUGUGUUAAACCGAUUGGAAAUUGUGAAACUUCAGAAUCAUAUUAGUCACACAGAUUCAAUGCCUUGUGCGGUUUUUUCACAGAAUAAUCAUUAUUCGAUUUCAGUUUUAUUUUUUCAAGUGAUAAAAUUGUGGGCAAAGGCAUGUCUCUGUGCAGGGCUCUCCUUCUUCCUCUUAAUUUGCAUCCCAAUUUUAAUCCUUCUGACUCUUCCAUUUUCCAUUUCUUUUUUAUGGGCACUAUUUUUCUGUAAGAUUUUAUGUUUCUUCUGUUUGUGCCCCGAAUUUAGAUUUCUAGAAAUGAAGUUUUUGGUAAAUUACUUGUCCUCUGCUGCAACAAAAUUCACAGGAAGCAGCAAAUCCAAUCCCAACCAUGAUGAUGAUCAUCAUAAUCACCAUCAUAAGAUUAUUAACGAUAAUAAUGAUGAGUUAAUAGCCAAGACUCUUGAGGAUAAGCAGGAGAGUGUUCAGUUAGAUCCGUCAGAGCUUCCUUCUUUAUAUGAAUCCGAUUUCGAUGUUGAAGAUGAUCAUCAUCAAGAGAUCAAAGGCAAAGGGGUAAACGAUGGUAUGAGUCAAAUUCGCGCGUGUAAGGAAGGCUCGUGGCAAAUCCUCGUCUCAAAGCCUCGCAAAAGGAGAGAACCUCAAUCGUUCUAUGAUGUGUUGUCGUUUUGGAAGAGCAAAGAGAAAGGAGAUGCGGAUUUAGAAGAAAUUACGAAUCCAAGAUCCACUGUGUAAGAUUGAAUAAAUGUUAGGGACUUGUCACCCUUUAUUUUUGAAAUUGUGCAUGGCGCCCAGUAAUGUUUAAUGAAUCUCCACCUUUAGUGAUUGUUUUUCUUAAUUAAUCACACACUUUUUCCUAAUCACCCUUUCCUGAAUUCUUCUAAUCAAAGCCAAUAUCCCAUUUGAAACAUUAUCUGCAGACAGGUGUGGUAAAUUAAAAUACCAAUAUUAGUUUGAAUCAUAUUCACAUUCAAAAGCAGCGCUUACACAAACUUUACAACUGAACCCUAAUUAUUCAGAAAAUUAAAGAACGAGGAACUCAUCACUUGACUAGUCGAGCCUAACUUUGUGUGCUGAAGAGAAGUGCCUUGCGGCUACAACCAUGGUUGCCUCUGGCCCUGCACUCUUUGCUACAGUUUUAUCCUUCCUUACCUUUUCUCCUUCGCCCGCCGAUGACGAUACAAAGAUGCAAGAAGCCACCAUCAAAACACGCAACAUCGACGAGCUCCUGCUUGUCCUCGACCUUAACCAUCUUACGAUUGUUCUGUCAACGAAACUGAACCAGUACUCUUUUAACUAAAACAGUAGAACCAGAUUAAUGACCAAGUAACUUCUGUUUGUUUUUUGAUUGUUGAGAGUCAUAAUAAUCACCCGUGCCCUUUUUAUAAUCUGAG
Molecule: messenger RNA, 1563 nt
Organism: Pyrus x bretschneideri (Chinese white pear)
Lineage: Eukaryota; Viridiplantae; Streptophyta; Magnoliopsida; Rosales; Rosaceae
Exons: 2
Coding region: 233-904 (223 amino acids)
Source: RefSeq, a predicted model, not a curated record